Ceutorhynchus assimilis (cabbage seed weevil) is the source of this 1500-nucleotide messenger RNA. The record is from the annotation of a GenBank genome assembly. NCBI's taxonomy places the organism in Eukaryota, Metazoa, Arthropoda, Insecta, Coleoptera, Curculionidae.
AUGCUUCUCAAGUACUGCACAGAGCCUUGUCGUACAGAACUGGAUUGCAAGACCCGCGAGUUUCCGCACAAGUGCUCCGGCACGUGCGGUGAAUGCAUGCAGGGUCGUAUUCACAAGAGAUGCAACGAAAAAUGCGGGGUUCCUCUUGUGUGCAACCACGAGUGUCCGAUUCCUUGUCGACAAGCGUGCAAACCUUGUACUAGGCCCUGUCAAGUGAAGUGCGCCCAUAGCAAGUGCAAGAAAAAAUGCGGCGAACCUUGUACACCAUGUAUGGCCAGUUGUAAUAGAAAAUGUGAGCAUGUCCGGUGUAGCAGGGUUUGUGGAGAAAUUUGCGAUGUCGGACCAUGUAAAGAAAAAUGUCCAGAAGUUCGGAAAUGCGGCCACCCCUGUGUUGGUUUUUGCGGCGAUCCUUGUCCGAAAUUAUGCCGUGUCUGCAAUCGUGAAGAAUUGACAGAAAUUUUCUUUGGAACCGAGGAUGCAGAAGAUGCAAUUUUUGUUCAACUUAAAGAUUGCGGUGAUGUUAUAGAAAGUUCAGCAUUGGAACGCCACUUAAAUGGAAAUGAGAAUGAAAUUGGAUAUAAGAAGUGUCCAAGAUGCAACACUAAUAUUUCAAGCACUGAGAGAUUUAGUCAUUACAUCAAACAGUCAAUUGAUGAUGUGAUAAAAGCCAAAGAAAAGUCUUUUGGAACAGCUUCAGAAAACGAAGAUAUGCGUUCAAAACUCUCUGAAGAAUUAUCAAAUUUGAAAGAGAAAUGUACAUAUGUGUCAAUGGCUUGCCCAUCAUUGAAACUCACUAUCAAUACCCUACUGAACCGUCUACAACCAGUCAGAAGUAAGCGCCGUCAACCCAUAAACAAAGUGGAAUUAAAUGCAAUUAAAUCGAAAACGCAAACCCUCUCAUAUAUUAUCCAAUGCUUCAAAGAUGUCCAAAAAAUCUUCAAAAGUGACGACGCGUCAAUUGAACAGCUUACAAUGCUUUUGGAAGUGCUUUUACGUUCGGAAGAUCAUGUGACUCACCAAGAAGUCAACGAUUUGACAAUGGAAAUCAAACGAUUGCAAGGAAUAGUGCAAUAUGAUAAUAUUCACAAGUCAACUUGCUUCCAGAACGCUAUAACCAAAUCAGAUAUACUGAAUCUUAGAGAUUCCAUUCGAAAUGUUUUGUUUAAUAAUUCAAAAUACACUGACUCUUUGGAUGAUUGGAUUAAGCCAAAAUUGCGUGAAUUUGCCUUUAAAGUGAAUCCGACUUUGACUAUUAUUUCCGAUACGGAACGAAUUGAAAUAGUCCGAGCUAUGGAAUUAACCAAAGGACAUUGGUAUAAAUGUCCCAAUGGACAUCCUUAUGCUAUUGGCGAAUGUGGUGGUGCAAUGCAAACAGCUAAGUGCUUCUGUGGUGCACAAAUAGGAGGAACAGAUCACGCAUUAUUGAGAGAUAAUGCACUUGCUGGCGAAAUGGACGGGGCGACACGUUCAGCUUGGCCUGGACAUCUAUAUCGGGAUUAA